AUGGAAAGUAAGAAAAGUCUUUUCCAAACAAAACUUCUAGAGUCUGAAGAAAACAAAGCUACAAAUAGUUCAAGUUUAUUUCCCCGGGAAGAAUACGAACGAGUAAUUAGUCGCCUGAAUGAACUUAAACAAUCUAAUCCUACGAAGACUAAGCAGGAUUAUCGUUUGUUACAAAAAUAUGAAAUACUGGAGGUCACAAUUGAGGGUACCACCGUGCAAAAGUUGCAGAAGAAAGGAACUCAGCUGCGAUUCGUUUGUGCUGAAGAUGUGUUUGAUGUACUUCUAGCUAUUCAUCGCAUAAUUGGCCACGGAGGAAGAACUAGUAUGUGUAAGGCAACCAAAGAAAAAUAUGCAAACAUUUCACGUGAUCAGAUAACGCUGUUCUUGCAGUAUUGUGAGGAAUGUCAGCUAAAGAAAAGUAGUGUGCGGAAGUGUAUGGUUGUCAAGCCAAUCGUCUCGAACAGCAUGAAUUUUCGAGCUCAGGUUGACUUGAUUGAUAUGCAGAGUCAACCAGAUGGGAAGUACCGUUUCAUUUUCAAUUACCAGGAUCACUUGACCAAGAUGAUAUGCCUUCGAGCCCUACAGACUAAGACUGCCGAGGAGGUAGCUUUUCACCUGGUUGACAUUUUCUGUGAUAAAGGAGCCCCUCAUAUUCUUCAAUCUGACAAUGGGAGAGAAUUUUCAAAUAAGGUAAUCAAGGAAGUUCUGGCUAUGUGGCCAGAAUGUAAGCUAGUUCAUGGGAAACCAAGAUAUUCUCAAUCACAGGGUUCCGUGGAACGAGCAAACAGAGAUGUUGAAGCAAUACUCGCUUGCUGGAUGAAAGAUAACAACACUACACAAUGGUCAAAUGGACUGCGCUUUGUUCAGUGGCAGAAAAACACGCGCUUCCAUUCUGGAAUUGGCAGGACACCUUAUGAAGCCAUGUACGGAGAAAAGGCUCAUCUUGGUAUUUCUGCUGUCAACAUACCAGAAGAAAUAAUGGAAGGCAUGGAGACAGAGGAGCAGCUUGCAGAAGCACUUUGUUUAGUUAAUGAAGAAGAUCAAAAUGUAGAACAGGGGAGAAGUCCUGAAAGUUGUGCCAUAAAUUGCAACUCGAGUGGUCAAAACAUUCCAUGUCAUCCUUCUGGUCAGUGUUGUUCAACUGUAAAUGACAAUGUUGAUGAUCCUGUGCUCUGUUGCCUAUGCAAUAGAAAUCGUAGCAUUCAGGCUGAACGAAGGGAAUCGAAAAUACAAGAAGAGAAGCAAGCUAAAAAAUUGAAGGAUAAAUCAGUACAGCGUUUCAAGCCAGCCCUUGCAGGGGACACUGUCAUGGUUCCUAUUCCACUUGUUGACCGUGGACGAGCGGAGUUUGCGAAUGCAAAGGCAAUUAUAACUGAGACAAUGGAUGGCGGAACUUACAAACUAGGGACAAAACAUGGUUUACUUAAACAGGUGUACAGUCGGAAUCAGUUCACUUUAUGUGCUGAAAAAUUUAUGUCACUCGAAGAGGUAAUAAAGGAUCGCGAAGUCAGUCUGCGAGAGGUAGCUGUUGCAGACUCGAUGGGACAUGGCCAGGGGAUCACAGCUAUUGGGGUAACUUUACAAAAUGACCAACGAUACUAA
Molecule: messenger RNA, 1602 nt
Organism: Macrobrachium nipponense
Lineage: Eukaryota; Metazoa; Arthropoda; Malacostraca; Decapoda; Palaemonidae
Product: KRAB-A domain-containing protein 2-like
Exons: 3
Coding region: 1-1602 (533 amino acids)
Biological process (GO): DNA integration
Molecular function (GO): nucleic acid binding
Source: RefSeq, a predicted model, not a curated record